UCUAUAUAUUUUUCAUCAGGUUGAAGAGAAGAAGGAAGAGCAGGAGAUGGAUGUUGUGAAAGACGAGGAUUUGGAGAUGGACGUCUCCGGAAUAAACAUCGCUGUUCCAGAGAUUGAGGACAUCGACAUGGAUGAUAUUGGAGAUCCCCAGCUUGUUGUGGACUAUAUUCAGGAUAUCUACAAGUAUCUCAGGUUCAUGGAGAAGGAACAGUCAGUUAAGCAGGAAUAUCUGGCGGGACAAACGGUCAUUCUGCCAAAGAUGAGAGGAGUGAUUGUAGAUUGGAUUGUAGGAGUACAUUUACAGUUCAGACUACUCCCAGAGACACUGUACACAACAGUAGCAAUUCUUGACAGAUUCCUGCAGAACCAUCUAGCGUCGAUAAAUCGAACUACCCUGCAGCUGGUUGGUGUGGGUGCUAUGCUGAUUGCUUCUAAAUACAAGGAACAAUUCCCUCCUGAGAUUAAGGACUUUGUGUACAUAACUGACAAGGCGUACACUGUUUCGGACAUUAUCAAGAUGGAGUUGAAGAUUCUGGAAGGGAUCAAGUUCAACCUGGGCAGGCCUCUUCCUAUUCACUUUCUGAGGAGAGCCAGUAAGGCAGGAGGGGUAUUGACUAUUACCCAUACUCUGGCUAAAUACAUCAUGGAGCUUAGUUUGUGUGACUACAGUCUAGCUCACGAAUUACCAAGUAGGAUAGCAGCGUCGGCCCUUGCACUCUCCAUUCGGCUACUCGAUGCAGGAGUUGGGAGCAUGGAGGAGGUCUGGACCCCUGUCCUAGUUUACUACACAACCUACACACUGCCUCAGCUACUUCCCACCAUACAGAGGCUCGCAACUAUCCUAGCUGCAGCUCCGACAGCCAAGUUCAGUGCAGUGUUCAAGAAAUAUUCAAGCAGAAAGCUCAUGAAAAUCUCCAGAAUACAGUCACUAGACCAACCUAUGCUGCAGGAGAUGGUUGCCGGUCAAUUCUGAAGAUUUCCCGCCAAUCCGCCAUGUUCUAAGUUGACACAAAUUUGCGAAUCAAACUCAAAACCAGCGGUGUUGUACGCUCACAUCACUCAAAUCCACGAAUUGAUAUUAUUAUCCUCUGGUCUUUUUUUGACAGACAUUGAAAUAUCUUCAUGGGGUUUAAUGUUCGCAAAUUUUAUAAAUAGUUUUUUUAAUUUGUUAAAGAAAAUAUUUUGUGUAAUUUAAUUGACCUUUAUAUAUUACGACGAUUUUUCUAGA
Molecule: messenger RNA, 1228 nt
Organism: Eurytemora carolleeae
Lineage: Eukaryota; Metazoa; Arthropoda; Copepoda; Calanoida; Temoridae
Product: G2/mitotic-specific cyclin-B
Exons: 9
Coding region: 47-973 (308 amino acids)
Biological process (GO): regulation of cyclin-dependent protein serine/threonine kinase activity; mitotic cell cycle phase transition
Cellular component (GO): cyclin-dependent protein kinase holoenzyme complex; nucleus; cytoplasm
Molecular function (GO): cyclin-dependent protein serine/threonine kinase regulator activity
Source: RefSeq, a predicted model, not a curated record